AUGGAAAAGAAACCGCAUUUUGUUAGGAGGGAGUUUCCUCCCAGGGAGGUGUCGUCCGUCUCGUUGGCGUUACUGCUUGCGGCUGUUCUCCUCCUUAAUGCCCUUCUCUACCUGUACCUCAACAAGUUUUACAUCUCUUCGGGACGGGCUGAAACAGACCCUGGCCUCUGCUCUUUCGGGUACUUCAAAUUGGGAGCCGUGAAGAAUUGUUCCCCGUGGCUCUCCUGCGAAGCCAUAAACAGGGAAGUCAGGAAACUCAAGUGUGUUGGUGAAGGCGCUGUGAAAAAGGUCUUCCUUUCCGAGUGGAAGGAAAACAAAGUCGUCCUUUCACAGCUCACGAACUCAGAGCUGAAGGAGGACUUUCUCCAUGGACUGAAGAUGCUGAAAGCACUUCAAAGCAAGCACGUUGUCCGGCUGGUUGGCUACUGUGAGCAGCAGUUCACAAUCCUCACCGAGUACCAUCCUCUGGGCUCCCUGAGGGGCCUGAAUGAAACUCUCCACAUGCCCAAGUACAAGGGCAUGAACACCUGGCAUCGCAGGUUGAUGCUUGCUAUAGACUACGUGAGCAUCAUCCGGUACCUGCACAGCAGCCCUCUGGGCACCCUAGUGAUGUGCGACUCGAAUGACCUGGACAAGGUCCUCUCUCAGUAUCUCCUAACAAGUGAUUUUCAUGUCCUGGUGAAUGAUUUGGACGCUUUGCCUCUUGUGAACAGGAGUGCCGGCAGGCUGGUGAAGUGUGGUCAUCGGGAGCUCCGGGGCAAUUUUGUAGCUCCUGAGCAGCGCUGGCCCUAUGGAGAAGCUGUUCCAUUUGAGGAUGACCUCAUGCCCCCCUAUGACGAGAAAACAGACAUCUGGAAAAUCCCAGAUGUCUCCAAUUUUUUCUUGGGUCACGUUGAAGGAAGUGACAUUGUGCGACUGCAUUUGUUUGACAUCCAUGCAGCAUGUAAGAAGGAGGACCCAGCUGAAAGACCUUCUGCCCAGGAGGUCUUAGACACCUACAGGAAAGUUUUAACUCUGCUUAUUCGGGAGGCAGCCAUGCCUGGUACUAGGGAAAUGUUAUAG
Molecule: messenger RNA, 1062 nt
Organism: Phaethon lepturus (White-tailed tropicbird)
Lineage: Eukaryota; Metazoa; Chordata; Aves; Phaethontiformes; Phaethontidae
Gene: POMK
Product: protein-O-mannose kinase
Exons: 2
Coding region: 1-1062 (353 amino acids)
Biological process (GO): protein O-linked glycosylation; carbohydrate phosphorylation; protein phosphorylation
Cellular component (GO): endoplasmic reticulum membrane
Molecular function (GO): ATP binding; carbohydrate kinase activity; protein kinase activity
Source: RefSeq, a predicted model, not a curated record